UUCUGUAUACUUCUAUCGUCAAGUGUCUCACGUUUCAUGAAAUUUCGGUGAGUUAUCAAAUAUUUCGCAUUCAAUAAGCAGUUAAGACGGUCGUAUACAUAUACGAAAGUCAUAUACCGAAUGUUUGUCUUAUGUUAUUGCACUGUUUACUCAUUAAGCCGGAUUACAAACGUGUUGUUUAAAUCCAUGUGGGCGUUAUCUGUCAAAGUUAAAUAGUGUAACAUCGACCGGUUCAUGUUAAUAUCAACGAAUGGUUAAAGUUCAAGAAGAGGUGGCGAUGGCAGAGCCGAAACCUGCUGUCGUAGCCACCCCUGACCGUACAUUACACUCUAACAACAAUAGCAACAGCGUUAGUAAUAACAGUAUCCCGACAAACCUUCAGACCCCAAGAAAACCCCGUACCCACAACCACCCCCAUCACCGCCAUCACCAUCACACCUUUCCCCAACAUCCCUUUUACUACCAUUUUUAUUAUCCUACAGAGAAUUCCGAAUCUACUAACAGUUCUAAUAAUAGUGGCAAUUCGCCGGCAAAGUUUUAUUUCGGUCCCGGUUUCGAACCACAAUCUCAUCUACAGACAGGCUACGGUGCCGGUCCUAGUCAAGGUGGAACCAAUAGUGAAUAUAUUGUCCUUUUCCACGUUAAUCCAGGCGUCACAAUCAGCUUCCAGACAGGAGACAGUUUUGAAGUUUUACGAGGUCCGGUAACAGUUCCUAUGGUCUCAACGAAUCCGUCGCCGCCAAUCGCCAUGCCAGUGCAGGUACCUCCGGGACAUGUAGUGCAACAAAUAGUUGACGAAAGUGGAACUCUUCGUCAUGUGAUUCUCUCUCCCCAACAUCCCACGGGCGUAGCGUUGCCCAUGGGUGGCCAUAACCCCCAGCACUAUGGUGCUGGACCGGCAAAUGGCAGUAACCAGUCUCCUCAACCGUUCUACCCCCAGAGCUUGCCGCCCGGCUUUCCACCGCCACAUUUCCAUUCGAACAUUCCGCCGGGAGCUCAUGGUCCACCCUCGUCGCAUCCCAGCCAUUCGCCGCCGCCCCCGCCCCAGCCUGGGCACGGGGGUAACGGCAGCUAUUACAAGGACGAGCGAACGCAGCGUCAGUACAACAAACUCAAAAAGAAACUCCACGAUAAGCAGCAUCUGAUAAAAACCGGACUAGACGCAACGUCGACUGGAACAAACAAUAAUAACAAUAACAAUAAUGCCACCACGCACUUGCUGUCGCCUAGGAAGGAACUCAUUAACGGGUUACAGAGGGGUGCAGCGAAAGAAAAAGGGAUGAACAGUGUCGGCACUUCGGAGGAUGGCGAAGAGAGCAGCAGUGUUCAGGACGAGGAGGAUUACGUCAACUACAUCACAGACGUUUUGUCUUCUGUCCAACCCCCAAAGGUUUCCGACCUAAAUUCCCGCAGUGCCUUAUUGCAAUGGGCCGUGCCUCCUCGAUUGUCAGAGACAGCGAGUAACGACGGCCACGAACUGGAAAUAUCGGAGUCUGACCUUCGCUACGAAGUAUUACUUAGUGAUAAAAGCAAAGAAAUGAAAUAUAAGUCAAUUUAUAGUGGAGCAUCUCUCUCGUGUCGCAUUCAAGACUUACGACCCGGUCAGGAGUAUUCCGUUUGUCUCCAGGUGCAUCUGGACGAGUUACAGGGUACAGCGUCUGAUCCCGUUAAAUUCACCACUCCUUCCUGCGAACCAGAUCAACCCCAGCCACCGAAACUUAUAUCGAAAUCGAAAAACAGUCUUCAGUUGCGGUGGAACGCAGUCAGCGAUAACGGCUCUCAUAUUUUGUACUAUAUCCUAGAGUAUGACGACGGUAAAGGCGGGGAUUUUAUCGAAUUGCAUAAAAGUAAAGGUAAACAUCACACGCUGUCGAAACUGCAGUCGGCUACCGUUUAUAAAUUUAGAUUGGCCGCCAUAAACGACAUAGGGAAGAGCAUGUACUCGGAUGUGGUAACUUACGCAACAUCAGAUAAUCCUCCAACGCAACCGAUGCCACCAUCCCUGAAAGAAGCAACGAUCAAUUCGCUUCAUUUGUUCUGGCAACGUCGCCCCAAGGAUGAUGAAUUUGUCCUGCAGAUGGACGACCCGAAAAGUCGCUACGGUUACUUGACCGUCUACAACGGUCGAGACUCGGAGUACACUUGUGAAAAUCUCAAACGUUUUGCAGAUUACAAGUUCCGAUUAAAAUCACAAAAUGACGGUGGUCCGAGUCCAUGGUCGGAAGAGGUGAUGUUCAGAACGCUUCCCGACAGGCCUGCUAGGCCUUCGAAGCCAGUGGUCAAGGGAAGAAUUCACGCCCAUUCGUUUAGGUUAAAGUGGGAGCCGCCGAGUGACACCGGUGGCGCCGAGAUCACCAGGUACGUUCUGGAACUUAACUCCGGGAGCGGAUAUCAGACGGUUUAUUCCGGCUGCGACACGGAAGCGAUCUGUGAUAAAUUGACCCCCGGCACCACCUACCAGCUGAGGGUGUCGUGCAUAAGUUCGGGAGGCCGCAGUAACUACUCCGAUCCCUGUACCGUUACAACAGAUGCCAUCAGUCCUGGAAAGUGCUCCGCGUUAAAACUUCACGGAAAACCGAAAACGAACAGCGUAACUGUGAGAUGGUUGGAGCCCGAUUAUAAUGGCGGAGCACCCGUUUUAGAAUACGAAAUAGAAAUGGUCGGUCCUGAUUCUAGCAGAAAUAUAAUGCAUAAAAGCAAAGAAACGGAAUGUACGGUGUCGGGCCUGAGUCCCGGAUGCACUUACACGUUGAUAGUGAGAGCUGUGAAUAGGAUAGGAACAGGACCGUGGUCUGAACCAUUAACGGUAACGAGUGGUGCCGCUCCACCCGAUGCUCCCGGAGCUCCUUUGGUCGUUUCAAAAUCACCAUUCCACGUGUUCGUCGAGUGGCAAGAGCCACACCAUAAUGGCGCGCCAAUAACCGAGUACCGUUUAGAACUGAGCCAUAACGAUUCCAAAGACCACUUCCAUCCAAUUUUCCAAGGGCCUAAUACGAACCAUGACGUCAAAGGUCUUACUCCGUUCACUCCUUACUUCUUCCGGGUACAGGCUUGCAAUGCUGCGGGAUGCGGGGAAUUUUCCCCAGUUUCUGCCACCAUAACCCCAGCAGCACCUCCAUCCACGGUGACACCUUACUGUACUGACAGAACCCCAAUGACGAUAACAGUGCAGUGGCAGGAACCCAAUUCUAACGGUUCCCCGAUAACACAUUAUAAUAUUGAAAUAAGCGACCAAGUUAUUAGUACUGACGGACCGGUUCUCAAAUAUACCCUUAAAUCUCUUCAACCCGAUACCUUGUACAAGAUCAAAGUCCAAGCAGUAAACGGGGUAGGCGUAGGAUCUUUAUCUUCGUCCCUUAGAGUAACAACAGCCCCUCUUCCUCCAGCGGCUCCUAAACUAGAAUGUAUAGGAACUGGGCAUAACUAUUUGAAGCUGAAAUGGGGUGAGGGUAAAAAUCACAACUUCACGCAGUACUGCGUUGAAAUGGAGAACAGUAGGACAAAGGAGUUUCAAUGUGUUUACCAGGGCACUGCUUUCACGUGCAAAGUGAACAAAUUGCAAGAACUAACUACUUAUCGAUUUAGGGUCAAUGCUUCGAACGAUGCCGGACAAGGGGACUUUUCCGAAGAAUACCUAUUUACCACCAGUAUAGCUCCUCCUGCCGCCGUCAAGGGAUUGAAAGUGAUCGAUGUGGAUCAAAAGAAUUGCUGCUUGGAGUGGGUUCCUUCGAAAAAUAACACUUCCGACUCUGUCAUUUAUUCCAUUCAAGUCACCCGUCUCAGAGAUCAGGACUACAAACAGGUGUAUAAAGGGUCAGAGACUAAAUGUACUAUCGACAAUCUUGAGGCGGGUGCAGAGUAUUGUGCAAGAGUGUGUUCAAUUCGACUGACAUCCAGUGGAGAACUCCAAGGACCUUACUCCUCUCCGAUAACGUUUUCAACCCCUGCGGCAGAACCUUCUCUCAUUCCUAAGCUCUCUGUUAACGCUAACGCGCCGGCGCACAGUUCGCGCAGCCGCAAUUACAUGAAAUUGGUUUGGCCCCACCUUUUUAACACUAAAACAAUGUCCGAACAGCAGAUGGUGUUACUUGGUUCCGUUUUUAUGCUCGUCUUCGGAAUUGCUUUGGCAGCCAUUAUAAUGUGGCUGUUCAAAUUGAAAUGAUGUCUCUACUAGGUGCAAUUUAUUAAUAAAAGUCGAUGGUCGAUGCUCAUUAUUAAAAGAAGAAG
Molecule: messenger RNA, 4227 nt
Organism: Agrilus planipennis (emerald ash borer)
Lineage: Eukaryota; Metazoa; Arthropoda; Insecta; Coleoptera; Buprestidae
Product: fibronectin type-III domain-containing protein 3A
Exons: 6
Coding region: 251-4162 (1303 amino acids)
Molecular function (GO): protein binding
Source: RefSeq, a predicted model, not a curated record